Molecule: messenger RNA, 993 nt
Organism: Elephantulus edwardii (Cape elephant shrew)
Lineage: Eukaryota; Metazoa; Chordata; Mammalia; Macroscelidea; Macroscelididae
Gene: PLAUR
Product: plasminogen activator, urokinase receptor
Exons: 7
Coding region: 1-993 (330 amino acids)
Cellular component (GO): plasma membrane
Source: RefSeq, a predicted model, not a curated record
AUGUGCCGUUCGCUGCUGCUGCUGCCGCUGCUGCUGGCGCACACCUGCGUCCCAGUCUCCUGGAGCCUGCGCUGCAUGCAUUGUGAGACUACUGGGCAUUGCCGAGAGGACGAGUGUGCCCUGGGCCAGGACCUCUGCAGGACCACGAUCGUGAGCACGUGGGAAGCUGGCGAGAACUUGAAUGUGGUGCAGAGAGGCUGCGCUCACCCCGAGAAGACCAACAGAACCCUGAGCUACCGAACAGGGUGGAAGAUCAUCACCCUCAUGGAAGUUGUGUGUGGCACAGACCUGUGCAACCGGCCCCAGACCAGAUUUGAUCCCACCCUCUUCCAAAGCCGAAGUCGUUAUCUGGAAUGUGUUUCCUGUGCCUCAUCAGACCUGAGCUGUGAGAGGAGCCGGUCCCAGACCCUGCAAUGCCGCAACCCUGGAGAACUGUGUCUGGAGGUGGUGACCCACCAAGGCCCAGAAGAUGAACGCCACAUUCGAGGCUGUGGUUACCUUCCUGGCUGUCCAGGUCCCACUGGUUUCCAUAACAACCAAUCCUUCCACUUCCUGCAGUGCUGCAACACCACCAAAUGCAAUGGGGGUCCAGUUGUGGAGCUUCAACACUUGCCACCGAAUGACUUCCAAUGUUACAGCUGCGAGGGGAACAGCACCCAUGGAUGCAGCGCAGAAGAGUCUUCCCUCAUCACCUGCCGAGGCCCCAUGACUCAAUGUCUGGAAGCCACAGGCUCAGAUGAGCUGGGUGCUGAAAACUAUACCCUGAGAGGCUGUGCGACCCAUUCAUGGUGCCAGGGUCUCCACGUGGCCGAAGGCUUCGGCCUGACUCAACACCGUGUCUCCUGCUGUUCUGGAAAGGGCUGUAACCACCCCACCAGGGACAUCCAGCCCCGCCUAGGGGGAAGCCCUCGGCCCACCUCCACCCACCUCAGCCUCACCAUCACCCUGCUCCUGACGGCAAGACUGUGGGGAGGCACUCUCCUCUGGACUUGA